AUGAGUGCUUCUCAGCCCGCGCAGGCCCCCGCCGCGGCAGCAGCCCCUGCGAGCGGGAGCACGGCUGCUGCCCCUCCUGCAGCGCCAACGAGUACCAGUACUUCGGCAAACGCCGCGAGUGGCUCUAGUAGCGGGGAUCUGCGGCGCGUCAAGUCCGGAUUGUCGUGCGCAGAAUGCAGACGUUCAAAGCUCAAGUGUGACCGAUCCUUUCCGUGUCAGUCAUGCGUGAGGAGAGGCUGCGCGGCAAUAUGUCCAGACGGCACCCUCACCGCGACCAAGGGUAACAAGGUGUUGAUGGCACAUGCGGAGCGCUUGACGCAGCAAGUCAAGAGCAUGUCAAGUCGAAUAAAGGAACUCGAGGCUGCUCUGGCGAAUACUCAGAACGGCUCGCAGAUGCAUCCUCUUCUGCGGGACGCAGGUUCUCGUGACGACUUGGCCGUACUUGGAGAGCUGGAGAGUACAUUUGCGGCGGAGAUGGACGAGGUGUCGGAUACCAUCGGCUCUCUGUCCAUCUCGCAGGACGGGAAGACGAGGUAUCAUGGCGAAACCACUUCAUCUGAGUAUCUUCAAAGCCUCAUGGACGAGUCCGAACAUCCAGUCAGGCAUCUCAGCAAUCCCAAGUUCCUCGGCCUGCCACAUGAGGUCAUUGAUCUGGUCAAUGCCUUCCCAUUCGGUCUAAGAGAGCACCGGGCCACCGUUGCGAGCUUCAAGGCCUUCAUACCACCUCGAUCACGCACGCAGUUAGUAUCGGAGCAAUUCUACUCGAACGCAUCAUGGCUGUACGACCCCGUUCCCCGCGAGGAGUUCCACAGAUUGGUUGUUGAUCCUCUGUACAACGCCCUCGAAGGCUACACUCCCUUCGACUCGAUCUCCGCCCACCACCUCUCCAUCUUCUUCAUGGUCCUAGCCACCGGCCUCAUCUUUAGUCCCGGCCAAUCCGCUCCCAUACUCCAAGAGCAGUACCACGCCCUCGGCUGCGCAGCGUUCUCAAUGGACUCGAUCACUCGCGGCGCCUCAACAGCCACCGUCCAAGCGAUGAUCCUACUCAUCCACUACUCGUACUGGACCGACAGGACUGGCCACGAAUUGCGGUUCUUGUUGAAUGGUCUAUGUGUGCGUAUUGCGCAGAUGAUCGGCUUGCAACGGGAUAGCGCGGGGUGGAACUUGGAGAAGGAGGAGGUACAGCGUCGACGGAUGAGCUUUUGGGAGUUCUACAACUGGGAUGCGUGGUCGAGCGUUAUCACUGGCCGUCCACCAGUGCUCAACCUCACCCAAGCAGACUGCCGCUUCCCAGAAGACACAGAACCCGUCAUGAACUCCCAAGGCCAGCUCGAGCCAGGAUGGCACAAGUGGAAGUUCCUCUAUGCGGCGACGUGUCUUGCACCAUCACUGCAGCGCACUUUCCUCAUCCGCCAGUUACCGUACUCGACGUUACUCGAGCUCGACAAGCGGAUACGGACGUUCCCGCUACCUGAGCAUCUGCGACCGGGUCAAGAGAAUGGGCAGGGAUGGAGCUCGGAUCCGUUCAAGGCUAUGUCGCAGCAUUGCUCGACGUUACUCCGCGAAAGCAAUCUUCUGUACAUCCACCGCAGCUACUUCGCGCAAGCCAUCCGCGGCUCCAACGACCCUUUCAAACACAAAUACGCGCAGUCUGUGUAUGCUGCGUAUCAGGCGGUCCGUAAUCUGGUAUCGAGCCUGAAGGGCGUAUACGCCGUACAUCCUGCUCUUGUCAGCAGGUGUUGGUUCUUUUGGAGCGCGAUCUUCUCUUCCUGUGUGAUCCUCGGAGCCGUUGUCAUCGAAAGCCCGGCUUGCAAACUUGCCGAGCCCGCAAUGUCAGAUCUUGACAACGCGAUCGCCUUCUUCGAACUCGGCUCCGUAAACUGCAGAGGUCCUGCCACAUUGCCAAUGCUCCGCACGUUCCAGAAACGCGCCCGAGAGGCGCUCACCGAAGCGCGUCUCCAGAUCCAAGCGGGCCAGAUCGUCACCACGCCACCGAAAGAGCGAAGCGCGCAAGAUAGCCCCGACGAGCUCGAGAUCCUCGGUGGUCGGAAGAGUAUUAUCAACCAGGGCAACACGAGCAUGCGUCCGACCUCCAGGACACGACCGACUAUCGAGACGCAAUACAACAGCGGCACCCUCCAUCCACCUGUUCAGGAUAGCGGGUACCAUUCCUCGCCUUCGCCCCCGGCUAUGUCGACUACAUCUUCCUCUUCCGGAGGUGCGGGGCCGUAUUACCCCGGCGCUCAAGGCGAGAUAUCGCUUCAGCCUCCGCAGUACAACAUGAACUGGAUGGCCGGGCCAGACGUAUCACCCGUCAACAAUCAGGUCUCGCACGCGAGUAUGCUACCUGGGCCGCCGUACGGACAGAGCGUUAUGCCGCUUGAAGAUCCGAUGGCGAUGUCUGGUCUUGAUCCAUCUGCGGGAGGAAUGUACGGUGCUGUUGCGGGCGGAUAUGCGGAUUAUAGUUUGCAGCUUGGAUAUGCUGUUCCGCCGUCGGGGUCUUUGGGUGCACAGGGCCAGGCGCAGGGUUAUCAGGGGAUGCAGCCGUCCCAGCAGCAGCAGCAGCAGCAGCAGCAGCAACAGCAUAUGUACGGUCAAGGCGGCCAGCCUCAGCAGGGGAUGCCUAUGCAGGGCAUUCCUGGUGCGACUGCCGGAUACGACCACGAUGGUAUCUGGCGCGACUUUGUGCAAGGCCUCGGUUUACGCACGGAAUGA
Peniophora sp. CBMAI 1063 is the source of this 2715-nucleotide messenger RNA. The record is from the annotation of a GenBank genome assembly. NCBI's taxonomy places the organism in Eukaryota, Fungi, Basidiomycota, Agaricomycetes, Russulales, Peniophoraceae.